AUGUUUAAGGUUAUUUUAGCCACCGCUCUCGUCGCGACAGUCGCCGCGCUGCCGCAGUACGACCACGGCCACGGUCACGACGACCACCACGGUCACGGACACGCCGUCUCCUCGCAGAGCGUUGUCAUCCACCAAACUCACCCCACGCACCACGAGCCCACGCACCACGAGGAGCACCACGAUGACUACCAUCAUGAGCCUGUCCACCACGAACAAUACCACCAUGAGCCCAUCCAUCAUGAACAGCACACGCAACACCAGAUCGUCCAUCACCAGGAAUAUAACCAUGAGCCUGUGCACCAUGAACAGUACCAUCACGAACCCAUUCAUCAUGAACAGCACACCCAACACGAGACCGUCCACCACCAAGAAUACAACCAUGAGCCUGUCCACCACGUAGAAUACCACCACCAGCCUAUCCACCACGAAAUCAGCCAUCAUGAAUCUGUCCACCACGGUCAAGAUUCCUCAGCUCACCACGGACAUGCCACCGAACAACACGUUGAAUACUACUCUCAUCCUAAAUACGAGUUCGCUUACCAAGUGUCGGACCCCCACACUCAUGACAUCAAGUCCCAGCACGAGGCGCGUGAUGGUGACGUUGUGAAGGGCGCGUACAGCCUGCACCAGCCCGACGGCACUGUCAGGCUUGUUGAGUACCACUCCGAUCACAAAACCGGAUUCAACGCCGACGUGAAGAUCGAGGGUCACGCCCAGCACAUCGUCCCCGAACAUCAGCACCACCAUCAUUGA
This is a messenger RNA of Trichoplusia ni (cabbage looper), 753 nucleotides long. Its product is annotated as histidine-rich glycoprotein-like. The record is from RefSeq and is a predicted model, not a curated record. NCBI's taxonomy places the organism in Eukaryota, Metazoa, Arthropoda, Insecta, Lepidoptera, Noctuidae. Bases 1 to 753 code for a protein of 250 amino acids. The transcript is spliced from 4 exons. Gene Ontology annotation, cellular component: extracellular matrix.